AUGGCUGUCCUGAGGCCAUUGCUGGUGCAGCGUUUGGGCGAAAUUGCGCGGGUGCAAAGCCAAGGCAGUCGCUGGGAGUCGAAGUCCUUGGAGGUGCGCGACAACGACGAGGUGCUGGAAACUGAGGUGCCUGGCGUGUUGCUGGGGCAGCUGAAGCCCUUACUGAUCCGUCACUGGGAUUCUGGUUUCGAAGAACGUGGCCUCGGGUUUUUCAACGAAGUGGGUCAAUUUGUGAACUUGCGGAAGAUGAAGCACUUCAUCGCUGAGCUCUUGAAAUGGCGCUGCAAGCGGCAGGAGCUGGUGAGGAGUCAGGCCGUGAAGGCUUCUGCGGUGGACCAAGCCCUUGAGACUCGACUGAUCUUGGCAACCAGCACGAGGCACAAUGACAUGGUCCUGUGCUGCAGCUACUGCAGUGGGAGUGGUCUCAAAGGGUCCAUGUCGUCACCGAUGGCUUCAGCCCCGGCAGCCUCACCCAGCAAGACACAGGCAUCAAGCUUCAGCUCUUCCAGUGUUGUGGCUGAGGGGAAUUCACCUGAAGACGCGUCCUCACCCCAAGCGCCCAGCGGAUCCAAGUCCCUAGAGAAGGAGAGCCAGCGGCUUCGCAUUGAGAAUGCCGAGCUGAAGAAGAGGCUGCAGUUCGGUUCAGAGUUCCUGAAGCAGGAGAAUCGACGACUUCGAGUGGAGAACGCUGAGCUGAAGAAACGGCUCUACUUCGCAGGGCCCUACGCCCAGGGAGCUUCAACCACAUCGGUUCCCAUUUGGUUUCCGGUGCCUGUGAUGGCCUCUGGCUGCAGCGGCUGCGGCGCCACACCGGCUGGAGUUCAGCAAGCGACAGCAGAGCAGGUCUCACCACAUUCCGUGACACCUGGAUCUGUCACGCCCAUUCCACCGCGGAGCUUCUGGGUUCCAUUGCCGAGCAAUGUCAUGAGCCCCAGCGGGCAGCCAUGGCCGCAGGGUCAGCUGGUGGCCGUGCAGAUCAGCGGUCCAGCACAGACGCCUCCGUCCACAUACUCCGAGACUUCUCAGCAGGAAAACUUUCUUCCGCGCAACAUCCUCUCGGAUCCCACCACCGCCUCGCAGGUCUCCUCUAGUGCUUCGCCGGACCACGACUCCGGCUUUGCUGUUCCCUUCCAGACCGAUGACCGGUGGGUGUGCAUCCCCUCGGGCAUCGUCGAGCGGCAUAAGGCCCAGUUUGAGACACCAGCGAGUGGAGAUGAUCACGAGCACGGCGGAAACGCCCAGGUGCAGGCUGGCCAGCAUGCGGUGUGUGAGGAGGGUCGUCGUUAAGCGCUGACGCAAAAAGCUGUUGCAUCCCACUGACUCCCAGCAAGUGAUGCUUGGGCCUACGGAAGAAACGUCUCGAACCGUAGAUAUGGUAGGAGGCAGGGAUUGCACUUUCAGUGUGCCCUAUGACUUGGCUCACACCAUCCCAUACCCUUUCCAGGUGGUUCUGAAAUUUAACGGAGCAAUUUAAUGAGGUCUUCC
Cladocopium goreaui is the source of this 1485-nucleotide messenger RNA. The record is from the annotation of a GenBank genome assembly. Lineage: Eukaryota; Dinophyceae; Suessiales; Symbiodiniaceae.